Parnassius mnemosyne (clouded apollo) is the source of this 225-nucleotide messenger RNA. Lineage: Eukaryota; Metazoa; Arthropoda; Insecta; Lepidoptera; Papilionidae. The record is from the annotation of a GenBank genome assembly.
AUGUCGGCGCUGUUAUUCAAUUUGGCUCAUCGCGUGUCCGCGCUGCUAAUCGAUUUUGCACGUCGCGUUUUUAUAACUGAUGUUAAUAUUGUAACAUCAGUUAUUUUCACAAGCAAAGAAUCUAAUGAAUCUAUGAAUUCAGUGCAAUCUCUAACAGCAGGAGAACGAUACAGAUCUAAAAUAACAAUAUCUUUAUUUAAAUUUAAAAGAAGACCAUUCGCGUAA